Argiope bruennichi is the source of this 8927-nucleotide messenger RNA. RefSeq lists its product as uncharacterized. The coding region runs from base 530 to 3772 and encodes 1080 amino acids. Lineage: Eukaryota; Metazoa; Arthropoda; Arachnida; Araneae; Araneidae. The transcript is spliced from 8 exons. The record is from RefSeq and is a predicted model, not a curated record.
UCUUGUCUGAAAUGUGCCAUUGUGAGAAUUCAAAAUUUUAAGUCUUCACGGUUGUAAAUAUUUCAAAUUGUGAAUCCUAUCAAUCUUAUAUUGUUUUUAAUGAGCGAAGUAUUAAAAAAAAAGUAAAUCAAUAUGUUUACUAGUAGUUUAACAGCUGGGUUGGCAUCAUCUGACUUAUGUAUGUACGUACAUUAUAAUAAAUGAAAUUUGUAAGGAAAUUGUAGUAUGUAAAAAGUUCUGAUCACUAUAGGUAAUGAUUUUAUAAAUUAAUAUGCUUUUAAUUGAGUUGUAACAAUAAUUUUUCCAAUCAAAUUGAAUGUCAGUUUGGUAUUUAUCUCUUAAUUGAUACUCAAAGCCAUCUACUUUGUCCCGUACACUUUCGAUUUUAAUCGAGAUUGGAUUUUGAAUUUACCAUGUUGGGUUUGAAUAAGAUUCAUCAUUAAUUUAAGAUGGUGAUUGUUUGUUUAUACACUCAUAGAUUCUGUUUUCUAAUAUCUAUUUACAUUCAAAAUGAAGAUAUUGAUUCAUUAUGAUACUGAGAAUUCUGUUCAGCAGCUUAAAAUCUUCUGAACUCUUGGUUUGCUUUAUAAACAUGGAUAAAAGAACACAGGAUCUCACAAAAAUACAUGGUUCUGCAUCACUUCCACUUGGUCAUGCAAUUCUUGAUGAGCAAUCUCAAUGGACUAGAUGCAAUUCUUUUUCCUCCUGUUCUAAUGACUCAUCAGUGUUUUGCAGCAAUCGUCCUUCACAAAAUUCAAUUUUUCAAGCUGAUAAUCACUUAAUGAAUGAUGGGCAACACUCCUCGCUUUUGUCUAAGAGAAAUCGUAAUUCAUCUGGUUCUUCUCUAUCUAGUACUGUUUCAUCUGCAAGUGAUGGAGGCACGAAGAACACUUCUGUCAUCAUAACAUCCACUUCUCUUCCUAAAGUUGUCAAAACUGAAAUACGGAGUGAAAGUUUGUCAAGGUUAUCAUGUCCUGAAAUAAGUCCUAACAGUUUUAACAUUAAGCAUGAGACAUUAUUGUCAUGCUCAAGUUCCAAAAGUUCUAUCUUGCCAUUUAGGCAUAAUUUGAGGAGGAAGAUACGUAAGAAAACUUGCAGCUGUGAUUGUACUACAACAUGCACAACCCUUGUUGUCAGACGUUAUAAGGAAGAAAAUUUAGAAGAAGAAACUGUCAUAUCAAGCACAAAGGUUCAGACAUGUGUUCAGAGUAAUGCCACUCAAGGAAUUCGUAAUGCUUCAUUUGAUAAAAAUUUCUCCUCAGAAAAAACUGAAAAUAACAGAAAACGUAGGUCUGAGGUUGAAAAAUUAUAUGAUUCUCUCCAUGAGAUUAAAUGGGCCAAAAAUUUUUCUCCUGAUAACAUUUUACGGCAGCUUAAUAUUAGGCAAGCAGCAUCAUGUUCUGUAUUUGGUAAAACUUCCCCUAAAAAAUCAAAUUCUACUGUUUCUAAACCAUCUAAAAGACCAAAAUAUGAUAAUGAACAUUCACUAAGCCCAUCUAAUAAUCAGUUGGCUUGCCUAUCUAAUUCUAAAGCUUCUUCAGUGAAAAAGAAAUCUAAUCGAACUGUUAAAAAUCAUGUACGAACAAAUCUUACUCUCAGAAGUCAUUUAAAAAAUGCUGCUUUAAAAGAAAUAGACUCUUCAAUUGAUACAAAUGUUAGUAAGCAAUCAUCUUCUAAAGGCCUUAAAAUGUCAAAUAUGCUUAAAUCUAAUGAUGAAGCUAUAAUUUGUUCUCCACUUAAAAGUGCACGCAUUUCUUUAAGAAAUUGUAUUGAUCCUUCAGGUUCAUCUUCUGUUAUACAGAAAAAACAGAAACUCUUAGAUAAAGGAGAGAAUGAAGGAUGUCCAUUAUUUACCAAAGCUGAAUCAUCUUCUUUGCCAAUAAAUUAUGUAUUAAAUUUAAAAGGAAAUCCAGAUAUAGAAAUUGAUUGUCCAAAUUUAAUGUCUGAUUAUUCUUCUACAUUUUAUGACAUAGCUGAAGAAGGAAUACGUACAAUUGAUGCUUGUUUUAGAGAAGUUGGAGCUGAAGUUGUUGUUUCUACUUGUUUUGAAGAUGAUGAUUUACCUCGAUUAACUGCUAUUAGAGAUAAUGUGUUAGACAAAUGUUCACCUAUUGAUGAUGGACCACCUGUUUUGGAACCAUGUGUGUCUCUUCAAGACCAUGUGCGCUUACAGAAUAUUGAAUGUAAAGUGGCAUCUGAUUUUCCAGUUUCUGACAAAUCAGAUUCUGCUCUCAAAUAUAGGUAUGACAAAAAUAUACAUUGUUCCCCGAAGCAUGAGAAAAUAAUUUUUACUCAGAACUCCUUACAAGAAAGUUUAAUCAGUGAUGAAGACCAAAAUCCAGAACAAACUAUUAAUGGUCUUAAGAAUGUGCAUACGAAUUCUGUAAGUAGCCAUGUAGAUAAUUCAGUAGUUAAAGAUACAUGUAAAAAGAUUUCAAAUAAGUAUUUAAAACUUUUACGUUCUAAAUCUCGAACUUUGUCUGUUGAGAAAACUGAACCUAUUAAAAAAGAGAAAAGUUCUUCCAUUUCAUCUAUAACUAGGGCAGUUGACCCUAAUAUCACCAUGAACAAAACCUUGUGCCAGGAUAACAGUGUUGCAUCAAAUUCAUCUACAAUUUGUCAUAUCCCUUUUGACUCAAAAGAAUUGAGUUUUAGAACUGGUGGUGAAAAGCCCCUAACUACUACAAUUUCACAGACAUCAAAUAAAAGUGUAUCCUAUUCCAAUUUUCCUAAAAGGAUAGCCUUUAACCAGAGCACCUCCAAUUCUUUUACAGUUUCAAAUGACAAAAAAUCAUUCAGUCAUAUUAGUACAAGUACCAAAAAUUUAAGAAAUCAGUCAAUAAUUGUUGAAGAAAGUAGCACUAACUUUUUACAUGUGAAACAUGCUCGUCCUCCGCAAGCAAUAAAUUAUGUGGAAUUUAAAAGUGCAACUACAGGAAACGAAAAAAAGCCAGUGAAAGAAGAAAUUCCAAGGCUACUUGGUGCUACUUUCACUUGCCAUUAUAAGACAAUAAAAGUGUAUCACCUGAGCGGUUGUCUGCAAGUACAGUUGAAACUAAAUAGAGGAUGUUCUAUAUUCCUUACUGUAGAGACAUUAGCGGAAUUAAAAGAUGCAUUGCAAAAAACGAGUCAAGACCCAAAUUGUCGUAUUUUUAUUUUAAAUGGUGUUGGUGAUUCCUUCUGCUUAGGUCUUGAUUUACUACCUCUUUUAGGACCCCAGAAGGUUAAAGCAUCAACUGAGAUUGCAGUGGCAGUGAAAGAAUUUAUGGAAGUAUUAUCCAGUUAUAAAAAGGCUUUUGUAGCAGUUGCAAAUGGAUCUGCUUUUGGGUUAGGCAUGACAAUCUUAAAUCAUGCUGAUGUAUGCAUUGCAAGUGAUACUGCUAAAUUCUGCUUGCCACAAACAAAUCUAGGUUACUUUCCUGAAGGUGGGGCUACUCUUACCUUACCACAAGCUGUGGGUUCUACUGUGGCUAUGGAUCUGAUUUUAAGAGGACGUACUAUAACAGCCCAUGAAGCAAAAAACAUUGGCCUAGUGUCUGAAGUUAUGGAAGCAAAAUAUCUUCCUUAUAAUCUUGUCUCACGGGUGAAAACAUUAGCUAAAAAUUCCACAACAGGAAUGGAAACUGCAAAAGCAAUGUCGAAAAUGCGACUUCAUGUGGAGCUUCUUAUGGUUCUGGAAAAUGAAGUGAAAUUACUUCCCAAAAUGUGGCUCUCUCGGUCAUGUCAGGAAGCUAUACAGAAUGCUUCACAUACAUGGCUCUUGGCAGAGUGAUCAUUUUUUUAAAAAUAAAUCAGUGUGUAUCUUGUACAUGAAAGUGAAAUUAUAUUUUUAACUAUCUGGUCCUUUAUUAUUAAAGUUUGUAUAUAUUGAGGACUCGUAAUUAUGUGCAUGAGAUUGAAGAUUUUAAUUGCAUGAUUAGAAUCAUGAUAAACAUUGAGAUAAUAAUUGCUGUUUAACAAUUUCAUCAAUUUAUUUUUGCAAAAAGAAAAAAACAUAACAGGUGAAGCAUUUUUAAUCUGAUAGAUUAUAGUUACUCAAAUCUGCAAUGACAUUUGUGAGCUUGUACACCAUUUGUUUUGAAAUGGUGUCUUAAUUAUUUUAUUUUUCAAAUUACAGUUUCAGUAGUUCCUCAAUGAUUUGAAAUGUUACUAAACUGGGACUGUUUUAAUUUUUAAUAAUACCUUUGGUCUUACAUAGUUGUAAAUAUUUGAAUAAUUAUGGCUGUGAAUUAAAUUGUCGUUUUUAUUUUAAGGACAUUCAUUUUAAAACUUAACAGAUUUACAUAUUUCAUUUCAUACAGUGUCAUCUUUCCAUCACUUUAUAUUGGGCUGUUAUUGAAGGUGUUCCCCCCUCCCCCCCUUCAAAUGUGUAAAGCAGGUCUAAGGAGUAAUAAAUCAGUGCAUCAUCAGAUUUUUUUUUAUAUAUAAAGUAACUACAAAAGCUCUCUGUAUUUAAUAAAUUGUGUUAUUCAAAAGAAUUGGGAAUGUUAAAAAAAAAAAAAAAAGUUAUCACAACUGCAUGAACAACAUGUAAAAAGUAUGUUUGGAAAUACUUUCGAGUUGUAAAGAUCAUUUCUUUAAAAUUUGUUCUCUUGUACCUGUGCAUCUAUCAGUGCUUUUAAUAAUCGAAAUGCUAAUAAUAUUGAUCUUAUUCUAUUUUUUACCAUUUUAGAAAUACAGUGAAAUCUCUCUGCAGUAGCCAUACUCCUUUCCAAGCAGGGGGUCUCAUUUUUUAAAACCAAAUAUUUGUUAAAACGAAACUUAGUUCAUUGUUUCUGAUGCAAUUAAUUCUAAGACUUAUAUGAAAAACAUCAUUUAGUUUUUUUCCCCCACAAUUUUAUUCUUAAAUUGGAAAAGAAAAUCCCUAACCGAUUUUUAACCAAGUUCCUGUUGUCAUACUAAUGUAUCUUUUUUGCACACUUAUUUGUCUUCAGAAAAGAACGUUUGAGCAUUCUUUAAAGAUCAGAGAUAAUAUUUAUAGCAAAAAAGGCUUUUUACUCUGUAUUCAGUAUAACAACAACCAUUUGAAUCUGGCAACGUAAUAGAGACUAGAAUUUACCAUCCUGGUCUGACUUACACAGAAGAGUAUAAAUUGGAGAGUGAUUGAGGGAACCAGUAGAGGCUGAAAUUCAUAUUCUGUCCUCAUCGUAAAAGGCAUUAUUUAUUUUAUUUUAAUUUCUGAUGAUAUUUUCUUUGGAGGAAAAGGGUGCAUGUACUUCCCCACCUUUCUUUUCACCUCUUUUUCUAAAUAAUUGAUCACAGAAGACCCAAGGAAUGAAUUUCAUUGAAGUUGAAUGGAUGAACUUACUCCAUCUGUUUAGGUAGUUUUGGUGGCCAUUUCUAGAGAAUAUUUUUAUGUGUCUGUGGGCCAAAAAUAUCAUGCCAAACUAAUGUAGCUAUUUAGAGAAGUGACUUUUGUAUGUGUAUGGAAGGAGAGUCUUUUAAAGAAGUUUUUCUAUAUUAUUAUAUUGCAAAGUAAUUUGUUUAAAAAAACUACAUGCCUUUUAAGAGUUGCUAAUUCAUACUAGACAGACAAUAAGCAUUAAAAGGUUGUGUAUUGUUGUUUUCCAGGAGUGGGCGCUUCAGAGAUUUUACUGUAUUUGAAUAUAAGAAUUUACAAUUAUUUUGUUUUAUAGCUUCAUUAUAAGGAUUUUAAAAUUUUAUAUUUGUUCAUAAUUUUGUAUGUUAUCCUUCUCGUUCCCUUGGGCUGCCAAAUAGGAAUAUGCAAGUUUUUUUUCAUACAUAUUAUUUAUAUGAACUUAAAUGUUAUGUUUGUAUCAAUACCAAAAAUGGAUAGUCUGGAAGAAAACAAUAAAACUUAUUUAAAUAAUUGACAUAACUAUAUUAGUCAAGAAUAUACACAUAACCUCUUUUUUUUUAAAAAUAUAAAUAUUUUUAAAAAUUGUAUUUAAUUUUAUCUAAAAGUAGCUUGCUUAUUACUAUAAGUGACAAUUUUCUGGGUUGCCACGCCACUGGGAAAACACGGGUAAUUUAAAAAUCGUCUUUAAAAAAAUGCUGGAAAAUUUGAAAAAAUUUUUAAGUUUCUUUUCUUUCCCCCCCCCCCAUCUAAAAAUUGCAGAUCUCUAAAGAUUGUAAGAAUAAAAGAUUGUGGUUAUAGCUUCCAAAAAUGAAACAAUACCAUUCGCGAUUGUGUAAUAUGGAAACUCGUCCCUUUUCUACUCUCUGCCCUUUUUUUCUAUUUAGAUCAGCCCAGUUUUGAUUUACAAGAUAGUUGUUCUCUUCUCAUUAGAUUCCUGAAUUGCUGCUAAUGAGCAUGCUUGAGACUUCUAUAACUGUGUGAAAGAAACAAAUACAUUUCUCUGGCAGGAACAUUCUAUCUGCUGUGGUGUUUAGUCUACCAUAUUUGAGUUGAGUCAAUCUUGAUUUGACCGAAUGGGUCCGAGAAGUUCCAUAAAUCCCUUUGUUGUAUACUGUUCGCUUUUUAAGAUACUAACCCUAUUUAAUAUGAGAAAACAAACACUUACUAAUCAUGCCAAAAGAGAAAAACAUACAAGACUGCCUGAAAGGUCAAAAACAUCAUCAUUGAUGUUGAAAGUAUCUGAAAGGAACUCAGAAAAAGAUAACAUAUCAAAUCCCAAAAUGUCAAAUUGAAUCUCUGAAAAUAAACUGAUUUCAAACUUUUUAGUUCAAAAAUUAUUGAAUUUAAAGCUAAAUUUUUAUAGGCAUUGAAAUUUGUUGCAUCACAUUCAUUCUUUUAAUGCAUUUGAUAAUAUAUUGGAAAUAUUUUCACAUAUGUUCACUGAAAGUGAAAUAGCUAAAAAAUGUAUGCUAGGCCAUGCAAAAAUGUAGUGCUUUUAUUUGUUAGAUUAGUUCCAUGAAAAUGAAGGCUGAAAAAUUUGCAGAGGUGGUAAAAUUGAUGCCCAAAUACAUGAAUUGACAAAAAUGAAUAAACUAAAAAGUUAAUCUUGCUUUAUAAUGUUUUUCUGUUGCUGUUGUUGUUGUUAAGUAAUCAUUAAAUGAUUUAUAUCAUGAUAAAAUAUAUUUUGUUUUAUUUUACCCGAGUCCUUAAUUUUCAGUGACUUACAAUUAAAGAACAUGAGGGGUAAUAUAUUUCCUUCCCCCCCUUAUAUGAAUUUUGUCUUACUAAAUUCUACAUAAGAAAUAAAAUGUUUUUUUGUAUGUAAAAAUAAACCUUCUUUUAGUAUGCGAUUGUUUUGAAUAAUAUUAAAUUUUCGCUUCCUUUCCUUACUUUUUCCACUCCUUAAAACCAUAUUGCAUUAUAGUACAUGAGUGCUGUUCUCACAUUUCCUCAUAUCUGGAAUAUAUGUGCAGGGAAAACACAAGAAUUUUUUUUUUUCUUUUUCCAGAUGAGUGGCAACCCUGAUUUUGUUGAAAAUGUACUAAAAUUGCAGCUAUGUUACAAUUUUCAAAAGAAAAUUGGUUAUGAGGAUAAAUGUAUUAUAGAAUCAGUUGUAUCUUAGUCAUAUACUAUUUUAAAAUUUGGUAGUUUUCAAAUAGAAUUCUAAAGGUAAUAAAAACUAAGAAAAAUUCUUUCAAAGUUGUGAAGCGAUUAUGCUUGCUUUUCAUAUUAUGGUAUUUUGGUUUAUUGACAGCUUCGGUAAUAAGAUUUACUUCAUUAUAUCAUUGAUUGAUUCACCAAAUAAUUUUUAAUUUCAUUAAAAUGUGUUAAAAGUAUUUGAUUUGUUAAAUAAACUUUUUCAGGAUUUUUUUUUUUUUUUUUUUUUUAAUAUUUCCAAAAUAUAUUUUACAUUUCCAUGGUGGCACAAUAUACCCUGAAUAGGGUUUAAAAAAUAAUGGGUAGGGAGGGGAGGGAUGAGAGAAUCUGUAUCUAUAUCUUAUCUGUAUUUCAAAUAUAUGUUAUAAAGGAAAUGUAAAGACAUAAAUAUUAUAAUUGAAUUUUGUUAUUAAAGUGUAUUUGCAUAUCUUUAAAAAAUUCAAAAGAGAUUAUAUCAAAAUGAAAUUUUUAAUGCAUUUUAAAUUAGUAAUCAAGUAAAAUCAGCUCGUUCUAAUUGGUUUUGUAAAUUAUUUAUAUAAUUAUUGAUUUAUGAGAAUUUGUACCAUAAUAAAAAAGUUUUGGUCUCUUUAAUUUUACGAUUUCUGAAUCAAUUUGUCAUGCAGUAGUUGUUAGUAUUAAAAUGGAUUUUGCUGGUUAAGUUGGUAUAUAUAUGGAGGGAAAAUGGCUGUGACUUCAGAAAUUUUUGUUUGAUUUCAUUUCAAGAUCUCAAUUUAACUUCAGAUGCUAUUAUGGAAUUCAUUAUUCAUUUCAUUGAAAACUUUUGUACCUGACAAUGGAAUGAACUGCAGAAUGUACAUAAAGACUAUUUGCAUUUGUAGUGAAAUAUCAGAUAUUUAAAAAAAAUAUUUGAGGAUUGUUAAUAGCUCAGAUUAUAGACCUGGAUGUUUAUUUUUGGUAUUCAGCAUUAAAAGAAAAAUCAUACAUAUUUUUUGAAGAUCACAAUAUUUGAAUUGGAGCCUCUCUUUUGUAUUGAAGGCUUGACAUGUUGUAAAUUAUCAGAAAGUAUUAAUCUUAACUGACUGCAUAUAUAUUCAAUGUUAUUUGUCUGAAUGUUUUCUAUUAAUCAGUUCAUAAGAUGGAUUCUGAUAAAAGAUACUAGUGCAUAAGUUAAAUCAUUAAAUUGUUCCGGAUCAUUUCAUUUGUACUCAUUUUUCAUGAAAAUGCCUUAAAACCUCAAAUAUACAUUGUUCAUCUGACCUUGAGUAAUUGUCCUGUAAAAAAAUUUUUUAAUAUUACAUUUUCUAAUAUUUAGAACAAAAUCAUCUGUAUUUAUUUGUUGUAUUUAUUAAAUUUAUUAAUUUGACUGGCUUUAAUAUUGUGCACAAUGAUUAACAAUCUUGCUCAAAGUUUGAGUAGUCUUUGUAUAUAUUAUAAUUGAAAUAAAAUCUUUGAGUGAUACAAUCAUUAGAACUUAUUCAAGGUAAAAUGC